Molecule: messenger RNA, 4767 nt
Organism: Myxocyprinus asiaticus (Chinese sucker)
Lineage: Eukaryota; Metazoa; Chordata; Actinopteri; Cypriniformes; Catostomidae
Exons: 13
Coding region: 171-2891 (906 amino acids)
Source: RefSeq, a predicted model, not a curated record
GUUCGUUCGCCCGCACACGCGUACUUGCAGAAGAGACCGAAAGGAUAAAAUCAGUUCUAUCGCAGCUCGAAAGUCACCGAGAGUUUAGAAAACACUUUUAACGAGUUCUAUCAGACGUGAGCCGUUACGGUCAUUCGAGCACUCCAUCUGCCAGUCCUGUUUAUUAUGGUAUGCUGAGAAUUUUUAGGUCAGUAGCCAUGCGUGUGGAACUUUUGCUGAACUUGGUGUGCGUGGUGUUUUUGGGUAUUUUUGAUGUUGCGACCCCCUGUCUAAUGAUCAGUGAGAUAAACUGUGACAAUCCCAAACUGGACACUCAGGAAUUUGUGGAGUUGUACAAUGAAGGUUCGAAUCCUGCUUCUCUGGAUGGCUAUACGCUUGUGUUUUACAACGGCAAUGGAGACCAAGCGUACCGUGUCAUUGAUCUAAGUGGACACCAGACGGACCAGCGAGGCUACUUCUUAGUUGGAUCUUCUGAACUGAUUCCCCGUCCCACAAUCAUUCUCCCACCCAACUCCGUUCAGAAUGGACCUGAUGCCAUUGCGCUCUACGGGCCCAAUUGGACUCCGGUUCUAGUAAAUGGACAUGUUUCCAGAGUUGGUUUGAUAGACGCUGUGGUGUACACUUCUCGUAAAUCUGCAGAAGGUGCUGAUGGGCUUGCAUCGGUUCUGACGCCAGGCUCGGUUCCAUACGUUGAGGAUGAGCUGGCUUUGUUAGGGGAUGAGUCAAUUCAACGCUGCUGGCAGUCUGAAAACCUCUGGACGUUCCAUACAGGCCCGCCCACUCCUGGAUGGGUCAAUCACUGCCCGCCGCCAACCCCCGGCCAUGUUUGGAUCAAUGAAGUGGAUCUCGGUGGGCCAGAUCAAAAGGGCCUUGUGGAGCUCAAUGUUGGCAUGGUAACCGGAUCGUUUUCUGUGGUUCUUUAUGAUGUCACCACGGAUUUGAUUAGCUCAAGUGUGGAGUUCAGUGCAACAGGUGCUGGAUUCGUUACCCUACAUUUGGAUACUGGGAUUUUGUCAGUGUCAAAAAGUGCGGCUUUGGCAGUGUAUAAAGGCCCGGCUUCAGACUUCCCCAAGGGCAGCCCCCUCAGCCACCAGCAGCCAAUCGAUGCCUUUGUUUAUAGUGAUUCAAUGCACAUGCCCAGCGAUAACCUCACAGAGACGCUCAUACCUGGGAGAAAACCAUUCAUACUCACAGAAAGUUUUCACACAGUAGGUCUUUAUGGCAGUCGCUGCGGUGUUGCUGAAUGGACGAGAGAUCCGGGACUGUUUGUAACGAGGCCGCGAAGUCCCGGAAAAGCAAAUGACUGCGUUUGGUUUCAGUCCUGCCCACGUAACAUCACAUCUUACACAUCACCGACAGGACGGCUCCAGCCCCCCUUUCAUAGCAAUUAUGAUUUUUUGCUUAACGAGAUCAACUCUGAUUCACCUGGAGCAGCAGAAGACGAGGAGUUCAUCGAGUUGUGGCAUCCGUCUGGCUACCGUAUGUCCCUUGAUUUCAUCUGGUUGGUGAUGAUCAAUGGACAGACUGGCAAACCUUACUUUGAACUGGAGCUCAGUGGACAUUACACUGACGAUGACGGAUACUUCCUGAUUGGCAGUGCUAAGCUCGCUGCAGACGUUAACAUCACAGUCAACACUAUUCAGAAUGGACCAGAUGCCAUAGCUUUAUAUCGCAGCGAGUCACCGCCCUCUAUGGGGAGUCAGAGUAUUCCUACGGACGGUUUGCUGGAUGCAGUGGUUUACCGUACUCGUGGAUCUGACAAAAAGUCUUUGGAGCUAACAGAAGCACUUACACCUGGACAGCUCCCCCUGCUGGAGGACAGUAAUGCAUUACCUGGCGACGAGACACUCACCCGAUGUGGAGCUGGAAGAAUCAACCUCAGUUCUUACAGGGUCGCUUCUCCAACACCAAGGAAGAUGAAUGACUGCCCAGCCACACCCAAUAUAGCCCCACCCCCUGGGGGUGUCGUUUUUAAUGAGUUCGGCCUGGACGACACACUGAAUCCUUUUGUGGAGCUGGUUGGUCCACCAUUGACUUCAUUGCUUGGAAUUAUUUUGGUAUUUUUUGUUGAUGAAGAUAAAAAACUAAACUACCCGCUAACUGGCAGCACAGGAAGUGAUGGGUUCUAUUUUCUCAAGAACAGCUCUAGUGCAGAUCAGGGUUUGCCAGAUCUGACUGAUUUCAGUGCAGUGGUCUUGUGUUUUGAGCCAUCAGGAUCCGGUGUUUGUGGGACUAACUCAAGUUAUUUGGACCGGUUCAUCAGUUCCAAUAAUUCGUGGUUGGAGAGUAUUCUCCAGUACAACACAUCAGACAUCAGACCCCCAGACAUUGGAGUCCCAGCGCCCGGUAUGAAUUCUGUAUCUCGCUGCGCGUCAGAUGGGCCCAUAAAGUGGAUUAUUUCUCAGACGACUCCUCGUCUACAGAACCUCUGUCCAAGUCCUGCCCAUUCCGUCUCGGUGGACCUGUGCCUGCAGCCGGAAAAUAAUGAUUGGCAGGGAAAAUCAGGAAAUUGUGCCAUGGAGGGAUUUUCUGAUUUAUUAGAACAAAUUUGUAACUGCGGCAUCAGAAGCGUACAUCUUAAGGGUGUGAAUGUAUCCUGUGUACCGGGUAGAGUGUAUGCCGUAGGGUCUGUCUUUACUGUGUCUGACCAGCAGAGGGUGAGUCUCACUUCAGGACUGGACGACAAUAAACUCCUGUGUUCAGCACCACAGGAACAACAGGUUCAUGGAGAAGGGGCAUCUGUUGGCCUGCAGGUGGGGCUUGUGCUCACAGCGGUUCUGUUGUUUGGAUUGGGUGCUGCCUUGUUUGUUUACCUGUACAAAAAAAGGCGGCCUGCUGACUACCUCUCAAUGCAGCUGAAUGAACAGGCCGAUACGCCACUUCAACUUUAGUGUGUUUGCAUGGGUGUGUGUGUGAGUUUCUGUGUUGGUGAAUGCUUGCAGGAUCAUACAUGUCUGUGAAUGUUUAUGAGGUACAGUGUUUUUAAAAGUAUUUUUAUUUGUGCUAGAAAUGUAGGCACAAAGAUUUCAAGUUUUGUCAUGUUUUAAAGCCAUAUUACUGAUCCUGCAAUAGAAACAUUCCAACGAUUGUUUCAUUUGUUUAACGUUGUUUAACUUGUUGAAUGUUUAAACCGACGUCCUAAAGAACUUUAUUUUAUUAUAUCCAUCCAAAUGCGUAAUUUCUGCGCUACCAGGGUCACCAAUUGCAAAAAUAACCGCUGUUUUCAAAAAAACUCCCUUCAUCUUCCAGUGGUAGUCAGUGUUGCUGUGCCGUGCUGGACGGGUCACUCAAACAAACAGAGGAAUGUUUUGACUGCACCACAAACUCACAACGCUACACUUUUCAGUGAAAUCAGCCUAAAAAAUGGUUUACCUUUAGUUGACUCUACAUAUUAAGCUGGAGAACAAGAUAUAAUUUUAACAUCAAACAAAUUACACAUCAUAUUUUUGUACAAUUUGAACAUUAAUUGGAAGUGUGUACUCAUCGGUAGGCAAAUGUGCUGCGUCUAGUUUACGAUAACUACUAACUUUGACGACAAACUUUAGCUUGUUGUGAUAUGUGACGGUUUCACCAUGGGAUGCAAAGAUCUCAAAGAUACAAAAUGCACAAUGUUCCUCAAAUUCUGCUGAAGUUGAAGAAUCUUUGAAAAACUGUUUUCUAACUGAGAAAACCUUUGAAAUGACGAACAGAAAUGAACAAAACAAAAUAAUGGAAUAAUGGCAAUAAUUCGGUCCUUAUUAUCGUUCGUGGCGGCAGCUUCUCGGUCUCUGGCGGACAUAGGCAUCUCAGUAAUAACACAAGUUACAAGAUAUGGUGUAAUUCACACAUAUCGCCCGAUUAAACGGCAUUAACAAUAGUUGCACCCAUAGAGUCCAGAAACAUGCGCUGUUUCUCCGCUGUCCUUUCAUCUCUUGCCCUCAUGAGAGAGCGCGUGUUCCCCUCAUUAAAGUUCAAGCAGUAACAAGUGAAAAAUUAACUAUUAAUACAAUCAUCCAACUAAAUGAAAAGGCAGGGAAGGAAUUUAUAAAUAUAAUAAUUCUUUAUACAAUAUUAAGAUACCAUAAUAUAAUGUAUUAAAUAUAAUGCAAUAGGAAUAAUAAUAAUAAUAUGAAAUAAUGACAAUGAAUCAAUAACCAAAAAUGUCACAUUAAGUUUAAUUGCACCUAUGGAUUAUCAGUUUGUCUUCAUUUUGACACUUAAGCUUCAUUUUUUUAUAGGGCUGUCUGUCUUAAUAUAGAGAAUAUUUUGUUAGCCUAUACUUUUUUAAAAGUCUUAUUAAGAAAAUGUAUUAUAGGAACUGAGGUUGAAAUAUCAGAAUUCCCCCCAAAAUACACACCUUUGGCAAAAUUUAUGCGGUUGGCAUUAACACAGCCAAAAUGAUCGAAGAAACAAAAAUGAAAAAGACAAAAAUGUCCCGAAGGUCGCACAAGGUUUAAAGGACUAGCUGCAGUUAUAUGUUCCUGCCAGCUCUGCUUUCGUGAGGUCUAGGUAGAACAGACAAUACACAUACAGGAAAUAGAGGUUUCAGGUUUAAUGUUACGAAUACUGUGCAAUUGCAAUAUGCUCCAUUCUGUGAUUGUUUUUUUGUUUUUUUUACAUUUUACAAUCUUGUCUUGAAUCUAAAGACGUGUGGUAUUUGGUUUUUGGCUGGUGUCUUGUAGAUUUUUUUUUUUCGUUGAUUGUCUAUUCUCAUUGAUUAUUAAUGAUGACUCUUAUGCAAUUUUGUAAAAUAAUGCAAUUUAAAAUAAAGGCUUGUUUGUUAAUAUU